AUGUCUCAAAAGUAUCCUCUUCUUCUCCGAUUUCUCUACUCUCCAUCAAAAUUAGAGGAAAAACUCUACUUUAUUAGAAGUUUUAAAUUAUUAAAACUUCAUGAACAGCAACAACAAUCCAACAAGAAGCAACAACACACUCCCUAUGUUUUAUUUAAUGACUUUCCGACAUCAUCAACAAAAUUAUUUUCGAACAGUCAAAAUUUGAUUGCAAAACAAGUGGAAAAUUUGUUAUUUAAAUGGAAGGAAGUUGAUAUUUCACAUGAAACUAGUAUUGAAACAUUUAAUCAUCAACAAUCUCAAUUCCAAAAUUCCGAAAGAGAAUAUUCUCAAAUAGAGAUGGAUGCCGAGUUCUUUAAAAGUCGUAAACAAAGUAAUUUUGAAUUGAGUAAUCAAAUGGAAGCAAAUAAGAAAAUUCCACAUCCACUCUUUGAAAAAUCCUCAAUUUCAUCUCUUCACAAUGAACCUAAUGAAAAGGCAAAAUUACAAGUGGAAAUUUUACAACGAAUGGAAAAGCAAAGAUUGAACAUUCUCUCAAAGAAGGUCCAUGAUGAAUUAGGAUGGUGUCCAAUGAUUGAUAAUUCCUCAGAUAUUCUCUACAUGAAAGGUCACUGUAAGAAGGGUAGUGUUAUUGGAUUUUAUCCUGGAAUGGUCUAUUCAGUCGCUCAAUUGAAAAAAGCUGAGGAAAAGUUCUUGAAAAUUACAAAAGGAGACUCAUCCAUUGAUCGAUACAACAGGAGCAUGUUACAACCCUAUCUUCAAAAGUCAAAUCAGCCUCAGUUUUAUAUUAAUGGUAACUUGGAGAAUGAAAUCUUCUUUAAUACCAUGUAUAAUCAUGAUGAAAUAUUCAAUGAUGCUACUCUUUCCUUCAAUAAUGAUGAUGAAGAUGAUGGCCAUCAUAAGAAUAAUAGAAAACAAGCAGAAGGAGCUGGUAGCAAUCUAUCUAAACGUUUAUCCAAUGUACUAGAAGGAGAAGAGGAAAACUUUGAAAAGUAUGGAUGUUAUUUGGCUUCACGUUUUCUUCAUCCCUUCUCACUAAUGAACAAAUCCUUCUUUUCCAAUACUUCGAGAAAGAUAUCAGCCAAUGUAUUAGCCUUCCCUUUUGUUGUUCCAAUGUCGUUGGAUCCUUCACUUUUUGCCUACAUUCCUAAUCGUGUUGUUGAUGAUAAGAGAUCACUGCUAUCAGGUACUGGUUUGAUGCAGGGUGUUGUUUAUAUUGCGGAUAGGGAUUUGUAUGAUGAGCCUAUCAUCAGAGAGUCGUUUGUUGUUGAAUAA
This is a messenger RNA of Naegleria gruberi, 1275 nucleotides long. RefSeq lists its product as uncharacterized. The transcript has a single exon. Lineage: Eukaryota; Heterolobosea; Eutetramitea; Acrasida; Naegleriidae. The coding region runs from base 1 to 1275 and encodes 424 amino acids. The record is from RefSeq and is a predicted model, not a curated record.